Solea solea (common sole) is the source of this 718-nucleotide messenger RNA. It is a transcript of the gene rec114, whose product is annotated as REC114 meiotic recombination protein. Lineage: Eukaryota; Metazoa; Chordata; Actinopteri; Pleuronectiformes; Soleidae. The record is from RefSeq and is a predicted model, not a curated record. The coding region runs from base 65 to 718 and encodes 217 amino acids. The transcript has 6 exons.
UGUUGGUCUUUCACAGAAUAUCUCUCAAUCACAAGUAGUUUGCUGGAAAACGCCCACCAGUUGGAUGUGGAGGUUAAAACGUUACGGACGGUUCGUCCCAGGAUCCAGAGAGACGGGGAGAAAAUCCUGGAAGGUAUUUGAUACAAAUGGGAGUAAACCUGAAAUUGUCCUCACAAUUGUGGACCCUGGAUAUUUGCUGGUAUUGCAAGGACAGGAAAGCUUGGACACAAUCCCAUUGCUCUGUGGCUCAGAGUUUGUGAAAGUACACCAGAAAUCUGAUAACCUGAUGUUUCGAAUUACAAUGAAGGGAGAGAGCCGCAUGAUGAGGAUGCAGUUUGACGGAAGUAACGGGGCAGAGGCUGUGAAGGAGUGUUCAAGUGCCGUAGAAAAACUGACGGAGUACAUGCCUGUCACCACUCAGGAUGAUGCCGCACCACCACACAAUCAGCCUCCCGCUGAGGUCGCUGCACCAGUGACACAGCAGGGAAAAGCUGUGGGAGCUUAUCCAGAGGUUACUGCCCAAGGAUCAUUGUCCAUCAAGCAACUAACAGAGCACUUUCUGGGAGAGGCAGCUGUGGCUCUGCCUGAAGUUUAUCACCACAGCCCUUUGGCCCAGUGUGACUUAGAGCCCAUCCUUCGCGUUUGUUUGCUGGAUCCAAACUUUCAUGCUUUUGUGGAAAAGGUGGAGGGGGAGCUGAAGAAACUGAUUCAAGAGUGA